CGUCAAGAAUGCAAUCUUUUCGAUCUUUCAGAAAAUUUUAAUCUGUGCAAAGCAGCAAAAUUUUACUUGAGUCGUCGCUAGUCACGAAUUAAUAAAAUUUAUCGCGUUUGUGAGAUAGCAGUAAAAUAGAAAAAAUUGGACUUGUGUUAAUGGUUUCGGUCGAAGAAAAUAAACCGUUUAAUCACUAAGGAGUGUCAUGCGUUUGAAAAAAUAAAAUGUGAGGACAGAAUUCACCCGCCCAUAUAAAACAAUUGGAAAGAGGAACGGCAGCGGUGAUGUCAUUUUGAACGUUUUAUUAGCAGCUGACACCUAUGUGAGUUGGUGUGUUUCUAUGUUGCAUACUGCAUACAGUCGAUUGAACCUGUUUCGGUGUUUACCGAAUUCACUGGAUUGAGAACCAGUACGUAACAAAUUCAGUGGUGCAUGAUUAAAGUGAAAGGUUGAUGAUUGAUUUCGUAGCAUGGCUGAGGCGAUCAUCUCCGACUGGAUUUCGGACUACAACGCCAUGCAGGAUUCCGAGCUGCGAACUUUCGCUGCACAACACGAGAAUGAUUUCGAGAUAUCCAAGGCACUGUAUACCAUCCUGAACGAACGAGUCAAAUAUAAAGAUCUUAUUUACCCAAUCUGCAAUCAGUUGUGCAAUAUCUACCGAUCAAACGAAAUUGAACUGCGGCGAUUUACGUUACAGUUUGUGCCGCUACUCAUCUAUCUGUAUUUGACGUCGGUAGCACAGGGCGACAAGCGAGGCUGUCGACCGAUAGAAACGCUGUUAAUUUGUAUUUACAACGUUGAAGUUAGCUCGGAUGAUGGCAGCCCUAAGGUGGUUUCUUUUCGGAUGCCGGUCCUGGCACACGCAUCCAUGUAUCAUGAGGAGAAAAGUCUUCAUCCCAUCGAUUUGCGCCGCUGGGAAGAAAAUAGCAAUAAGGAAGUCAGCUGGGGACCGCUUCCAUCGGUAGAAACAUUGAAUGCACAGAAUCGACUGAAAGUGAUGACCGCCUUGCUGUUCACCUACAAUCAGCAGCUCAACCAGAUCCACAAACCGGCUUUGUAUCAUUUGUGCAAAACAACCUCGCAGUUGGUUAACCAAGGCUUCUCGAAACCAGGUCACGUGCACCGUGCGUCUUACGGAAAUGAUUCAACGUCCCCACAGCAGAACAAUGCCACAAAUUCCCCCGGUUCCCAGGUGCAAAAUUCGCUGUCUAGCAGCGUGAACAGGCCGCUUCCAAGAAUAGCCGUUAACUCUCAGUUUCUGGUAGAACUAGCUCACGCCAAUUAUUUUGCCAUGUUCAACGAAUUCGCUUCUGCCGCCAUCGAGGCCGUCAACGAUCUGCAUAAUCGGGCUUGCUAUGAAAUGUUACCCGAAGUGAUAUUGGUAACGAAUUCAAUACGGAACUCUUUGCACGCGAACCCCUCCGGUCAACCAAGCGACGGUCCAAUGGGCAUCAGUGUGGCCCUAACGCCAGCGACAGCCACGGUAACGGUGUCCAAAUCCAUGAUAACGAAUGCAUCGUUCCGAACGAAAAAGCUACCAGACGAUCUGGAAGUAGAGUUUGUCAAAAGUCUUCAGUCGACGCAGCAAGAAAUGAUGGGCAAACUGGCGGCUAUCGAAGCGAUGGAAACCGGAUCGGCGGUGGGCGUCAAUGGUGUAGUGAUCGGUCUAGUGGAGGAGGCUUCCAGUAGCAGUCCCAGGCCAGAAGCGAAGAAGAAGGAGUCACGCAUAUGGAAAAAUUGGGGCUGGAAGACAAAUGCCCCCGCGAGCAACACACCAAAACAGGCCAGCAUUGAAGAGGAGGGAGAUUCUCCGAAAAAAUCAGCUUCUUCGAAGCAUUCGAGUCCAGCGGAGUCACCAAAGCAUAAGUGGGCCGGACCAAAGGUGGAAGAACAAUUCAAUUCGAAUGGCAUAUCACCGGCUUCUUUGCGCAGGAAAAAGUUUCUUACAAGCAAAAAUCAGUCCCCAAUUGACCGGUCAGAAGCGCGAGCUAGCGCUGGAGCCCGAUUGUACGAAGAAUUUGAUAGUUUGCAGGAUUCUGACGAUGAGCUGCAGGCGCUUAUUGUAAAUGGUCGCCCUGCUACUAUCCACCUGAUACAGCCUUCUACAAUACCCGACGAUAUUCCCAUCCAGGGUCUCAAGGAGGAGAAUGGCCAACUCAGCAGUAUUAACGAGGAGAAUGAGGCUGGCGACGGAUCCAAAAGUGCGACCGGCACUGGAGCUGGCCCUGGCGGUGGUGGUGGUAAAGUAAAAGACUCCAAAACUCAUAAGGUGCUGGUUGGGUUCAAAAAGUUGAAGGAUAAAGAUAAGGAGAAAGAUGACAGCAGCGGUGGAACAGGUGGAGCGGUAGGAAGUGGUAAGCCAAGUGGGGUGCUGGGUGCUGUAGGGGUGAAGAAGGCUUCCGGCGUUAAAGAGAAACUGGUCGGAAAACAGUCGUUGCAGAUGCAAACCGGCAGCGGGGAACUGGUCGAGCCCGAUAGAACCAGCCCACUGACUAUGGCGAAACGUAAAAGUAGUAGCAUUGAUAUUAUGAUUGGAGGCGGUGGUGAAGUGAUUAGUUCCAAGCAAUCGGCAUCACUCUCGAACGGGGGUGUUCUCAUCGGUACUGGUGCGUCGACGGGUGGAGGUGGAUCUGGUGAUGACAAAGUGUUGCUGGAAAGUUUGGGCCCUGCAGAACGGAACGGAGGCAGCAAGCCGCUGGAAGUGGGUGAGUCCUUCGAUUCUGGCAGUGAGUUGAUCAUCAAUAACAAUAAUUCGGAGAAACCAGUGCUGGAUGUGAAGACGCAUAGCAGUAUACAAGUUAGUCAAGUUUAAGUAUCAGUUGCCCUGUAAAUUUUUGUGAGUUUUACAUUAUAUCUGUAGUUCGCUUUUUGGCAGUAUCCUUUUUAUACUUAGUGUGGGGGUUAGAAAAAACGCAUAUGAUUAUUGCGGGAGGUAUUAUUGGUUAUUGUUUUUCAUUUAUUUUAACAUUUCGGACCUACAAAGUCGCUUCGAAAGCCGGUGUUUAGCUUUAACGUGUUUUAUAUGAGUAGUUUAACUUCACGAUAUGAUGCAUGGUUUUCUCAGUCAACAAUCAACAAUUCGGAAAGUAACAUUAGAUUAGUUUACAGCUGUACCCAAUUAUGAGACUAGUUUCCAAAAACUGAAUAGAAAAACAAACUGUAUCGUCCGAAUUUAGAUUUAUCUCACAUUGUAUUUCGAAUUGCGAUAAUUAUGUUAUCUUUUGUGUAAAAUAAACGUUAAUUACUGAUUUAUGGAUCAGCUAAACUCCUAUCGCUAAGUUACAGGACAAUUAGUACUGAGCUCAAGGUUCGGAUUUCGGUGCAUUACUUUUUACUUCAUAAUCUGAUAGCAUAGCUCAUUCCUCGUUUUGAUCCUAAAUAUAUGGUUUUGGUUAUGUUUUUGUUUUGUUCCGUUCGUUAAACUAAAUGUUAAAUAUUAUUUCCUAGUUUAUUGUCGUGGUUUUGGUCAAUUCGAAUCGAAAAAGCUUACUUGUCAGCGUCGCGUUCGGGACCUCAAAAUAUUUCCUUCGAUCUCUCGAAAACAACUUCAAAAGUUGAAUCUAUACCAUGUCUCCACUUGUCUUUCACAAUUCAUUUAACAAUCACCAAAACCAUCCAUAGCAGGGGCACUGUAUGUUCAGACUGAUAUCGGUAACGACGUCGGUCAUUAUUAUCAAGCUAUUCGUAUUUGAAACGGAAAUGGGACGUUAGAUUUUAUUUUGAAACUUGCUUUCGCCUAUGGUUUUUAUGCAUAAUCGGCAUUUACUGUAAUGUCAGCUUGAAUGGUUGAAAAAAAAAUCUUUUGUUUUGAUACUCGGUGUUUGAACCUAAAAAAUAUUGUUUGACAUAGUUGUCAAACAGAAUAAAUUUGCUAUAAUUUGGGUCAAAAAUAUCGAACAACAAUUAAAAAGGGUUUCAGUUUUAACUCCACACUGAAGUAAUUCUCGCUGGAACUGAUCCACUCAUCCAAAGUUUAUCAAAAUUAAGCACACUGAUUGAGAAUAAUAAGAAGUGUUAUUAAAAUUUUUUUUCUAUAUGCAAAUAGGUAGUGGAAUAGAUUUCGAGAUAACACCAGAUCUCGACGUUUCAUACGUAUCUAAAAUAUUCGGCAUAAAAAAGGGCGAUUUAAACAAUUUUAUGAGCUACACCUGUGUUUUUUUUCAACGGUCAAAAACUUCUUGAAGUCUGCUGCACCUUUCGGCGACCGUCACUUUUCACUGUGACAUUGUGCAACAAGUGGUCCGACUUCAGCGAGAAUUGCGUUUUGAUGAAUCUCUAUGUUCAACUGCUACUCUUCAUUUGUUUUUAAUUUCAUUGCAAACAUGCAUUUGCACAGUUAAAAAUGUUAGUAUAAUAAUGAAGUUCAAAAGCUUCUUUUUAAAUUAACCUAUUUGGCCCAACCAACGCAGUCAACACGAAUUAACGCAAAUUUUGCUAGUGUAAUGCGAUUAGAAUGCUUUAUAGUUAGUUUUGCCGCAGUUGGCUAAUGACCGACAGACCCAUUUGCUGAGUUCGUAAAACGUGCUUGCUGUGUCCACCGGAAUGAAAUAAAUACCCCCGUUGAUAAUGAACUAGCUAUAACAAAAUGACAACCUGACUAAUCUUCUCUCACCAUUAGCUCUGGCGAAUCUGAAAAUCAACACACAGCAGCGUUUGCGUGUAUCGAAUGGAAAUUCACGGAAUAUCAUACGGACCGUUACGUUAUGUCAUGAUGAUAUAUUAAUUCUCGGUUUGUACUGACUGUUGCUAGUCAGUCCAUCUACUUAGUCAGGGAUCACGCUUAUGUUCGGUUACGAGUUCUCGCCAAUGACACAGCAAGUUUGCUUUCCUCGCGUGCCACUUCACCGGUUGUUUGGCAUCAUUCUACCUAUCAGUGUUUUCAUUCGUCCCAAUUCGCCACAAAUCUUGCACAUACGUCUAUCCGCAGAUUCAAUUAUGGGUAGGCGAGAAUAACAUUCAUUUCUGUUUGUUGAUGAUAUUCGUUAUCAUUUUGUCAGUUCACGUGUUUAAACUUCUCGAUGUCGUCCAUAUAGCUAAGCGUACGUUAGUCUGAAAGCACUGUUUUCACUUCAAUGAAGCAAUACAGAUUUAAUCUUCUUAUAGUAAGAAUUCAGUUGCCAAAUGUUAUAAGAACAAUGUUUAUAUGUGUCACUACGGAAUAUAUCGAUUCGAGGUCCUAAUUAGUUAGGAUGUGAAGAUUUUCCCAUCUCGUUAGAAGACUUAUCAACAUGUAAUCACCAAUUGAGAAAUAUAAUUCUGAACGAAACAGCAAAACUGAACAACAAAUCUAUUUGCUAGAGCGUAAGCAUAAGAUGUGAAACAAAAUUGUCAAAGCUUAGCGCCGUGCGAAUCCGUUAGUAGGGAAACCCAGUGCUAGGCAGAAAUAAGCAUAUUCCACCGUUGAAGAGUUAUUAUUGAUGAAUGUGACUGUUACUUGCAUUACAUAUUCAUAUUCUACAUAACAGAAUCAACCAUAACCAAAUAUUCGAACACAACCACACUGAACAUACACACGUACACGGCAUAGUUAUUCGAACAUGAAUGCUAAUUCAAUAGCCGAAACAAUGCAUUAUAUAGUCGGCCAACAAUUAAACCAUAAAUAUUGCAAAAUUUAAACCCCAACCAAGGCAAACAGAAUACGAGUAAGUUUGACUGUAAUAUUUUACUUUCGGUGUAAAUACUUAACGUUCACGAAAAACGGGGGGAUGAGCGCGGAUUUGGUGUGUGAUUGAGCAAAAAGACAAUGCGAAGAAGUAAGGCAAAAAAUAAACCGGUUAUGGAUACUUUAUUAGGGAAGUUUUCGAAAUGUGAAGAUCAAUGAAUCGUUGAAUACCACAAAGGAUGAUACUACCUACCUAUUAUUAUAUUUCACGGAAAGCAAAUUAAAAAUGUGUACAAUUAUAUAUGAAAGAGAAAAUAUAUUGCAGAGAUAAAAAAAUAUAUAUCACCGUUACGAAAAAGCA
Molecule: messenger RNA, 5954 nt
Organism: Wyeomyia smithii (pitcher-plant mosquito)
Lineage: Eukaryota; Metazoa; Arthropoda; Insecta; Diptera; Culicidae
Gene: Hyccin
Product: hyccin
Exons: 7
Coding region: 461-2803 (780 amino acids)
Biological process (GO): phosphatidylinositol phosphate biosynthetic process; protein localization to plasma membrane
Cellular component (GO): plasma membrane
Source: RefSeq, a predicted model, not a curated record